This is a messenger RNA of Paramecium pentaurelia, 1105 nucleotides long. NCBI's taxonomy places the organism in Eukaryota, Ciliophora, Oligohymenophorea, Peniculida, Parameciidae. The record is from the annotation of a GenBank genome assembly.
UAUGAGCUUCCUUCAUAUUCAAUCUUAUUAACAAUCAACAGAGGAAUCAUCCCAUCCUCUAAAUUCCAAAUUAAACUUUGUGAACAUUCAAGCCAUUGAUUUAAAACCAUAUAAGAAAAAAUGGAGGCUCCUUUUUAAUAAUGUUCCAAGCCUCAAAAUUUUAGAAUCUAUUUACUAUGAUUUAUAAGGACAAUCUAUCGAAGACAGAGAGACUAAAGAGAUGAUCUUCUUAUAAUGCAUUCUCUUGAAUAUGAGAGCUCCUUUAAACUUAAAAUUAGUAAAUUUAAAGUGAUAAGUCAUAGAAUGAAGAAUAAUGGAUUCAUGUUAAUGAACUGAUGCCAACCCAUAAAACAUCAUUUGAAUGGUCUUAAAUGUGUUAAUAGUUUUUACAUUAAUCAGCUUACAAUAAUCCAUGGUCUGAAAAUGAAGAUAAAUUGCUUUUAGACAUCAUUUUGUAAUCAAUUAUAUUCAUUUUAGGUCAUUUCAAAGAAUGAAAAAAGGAAACAAAUGGAGUAAAAUAGCACGAGAACUAAAUGAACGAAGUCUUAAUAAGUUUAUUCGUACUCCUAAGUAAUGUAGAGAACGUUGGGGUAAUAAGUUAGAUCCAUCUAUUAAUCGGUAUGAUUUGAAUUUCAUUAUAUUUAGAAAUGAAUGGACUGAUUUAGAAGACCUAAACUUUCUAUAGCUUCUGCUUUAACAUGGAAGAAGAUGGGCAGAGUUAUCAAUUCGUUUGUCACCUAUUACAAAUAAUAAAAAACGAACUGAAUUUUCUUUAAAACAUAGAUUUAAAAAAUUAAUAUCGAGUAUAAAUAGCAUAGGUAAUUAGAUAUUUAAUCCAUUCUUAGAAUCCAGAUCAAUACAUGGAACCAGGUAUGCUAUAUCCUCUGAUUGGAACAAUAAAGAAAUCAGCAAAUUACUUUGUAAGAUUUCUCAAUUAGAAAUGAAAACCAAUUAGAAAGAGGUUGAAAACUUCUAUUAUCAUCCUCUAACUAAACAAAUUAAAUUCAAUGAUUUUAAUAAGUUGGUUAUCAUUAAGGGAAGUUCCAAAGUAGAGUUGGAUUUGUCAAUUCUUUUUAAUUAGACAAAUUCCCAGUUAAAUGAUUGA